Messenger RNA from Camelina sativa (false flax), 813 nucleotides. RefSeq names its product DUF3339-domain containing protein. The record is from RefSeq and is a predicted model, not a curated record. NCBI's taxonomy places the organism in Eukaryota, Viridiplantae, Streptophyta, Magnoliopsida, Brassicales, Brassicaceae.
AGCCACUAAACGUACGUGGUCUCUUAAAGAAGCCACAUAUAAUAUCUCCAUCCAACAAGAAAAGAAGAUACCAGUCAAGACUCUAUACCUUUUUCUCUCAUCCUUAAAUAAUCUGAUGAAUAACUUCGGGAUUUUCAACAAUGUACACCUAUACUCGCACGUACAAAGAGAUCUUUAGCUAUAUAUAUACCUAUAAUGUUUCUCUAAUUAGUUCCUUGACACCUAAUAAGUAAGACGAUCAAAAGACGACGACUAACGUACGAGCAAGAUCAAAUCUGUUGGAGCUCUAAUUGAGGUAGAUAUGGGAGGAGCUGACUGGGGACCGGUGGCAGUUGCGGUAGUGCUGUUCGUAGUGUUAUCGCCGGGGCUUCUCUUUCAGUUGCCGGCGAGGAGGAGAGUGUUGGAGUGUGGCAACAUGACCACAAGCGGCAUCUCAAUAUUGGUUCAUGCCAUUCUCUUCUUUGCUGUUAUCACCAUUUUGGUCAUUGCCAUUCAAAUUCACAUUCACAUCUAAUUAUAAACACCUGCAUGCUUAUAGUAUCUCCUUGUUAUAAUAUAUGUAUCCUCUCUUUUUAAUUUUUCUUUUUAUUUUUUUUUGAAUUGAAUGUAUAGCUAAUUUAUUCAAACCAAAGAAACUGUUUUAAAAUAACUGUGGCAUUAGCUAGCUAGCUAGAGAGCUGAAACAGUCGGAAGCUCUCACAGGGCCAUUCAAGUACCAAUGAACUUACGUGGGAAUUAUAUAAACACCUACUUAACUUAUGUUUGUAAUAUCCUUGUUGAUGUUGUUUAUUUUUAAAAAAUGAAUUGAAUGUA